This is a messenger RNA of Pogoniulus pusillus (Red-fronted tinkerbird), 10059 nucleotides long. It is a transcript of the gene KIF1B, whose product is annotated as kinesin family member 1B. The record is from RefSeq and is a predicted model, not a curated record. The transcript has 49 exons. Gene Ontology annotation, biological process: microtubule-based movement. Gene Ontology annotation, molecular function: microtubule binding; microtubule motor activity; ATP binding. Bases 165 to 5615 code for a protein of 1816 amino acids. Lineage: Eukaryota; Metazoa; Chordata; Aves; Piciformes; Lybiidae.
ACCGGCCCCGCCGCCUUCCCCAGCUGCUGACAGUACCGGCGGCCCCGCUCUGCCCGCGUCCUGCGGAUCCCCCGGUUCCCCAGAAAACCCCAACAAGAAGGAUAACUUGAAACGCUCUUGGCCCUCUAACUUUAAAUCUGUGGCCUGCGCUACAAGCAAGCAGAAUGUCGGGGGCUUCAGUGAAGGUGGCUGUGCGGGUUCGGCCCUUCAAUUCCCGAGAAACCAGCAAAGAAUCCAAAUGUAUCAUCCAGAUGCAAGGCAACUCUACCAGUAUUAUCAACCCAAAGAAUCCUAAGGAAGCACCAAAGUCCUUUAGCUUUGACUACUCCUAUUGGUCCCACACAUCGCCUGAAGAUCCCUGCUUUGCAUCUCAGAGCCGUGUGUACAAUGAUAUUGGGAAGGAAAUGUUGCAGCAUGCCUUUGAGGGCUACAAUGUUUGCAUUUUUGCCUAUGGACAAACUGGAGCUGGGAAGUCCUACACGAUGAUGGGCAAGCAGGAAGAGAGCCAAGCGGGCAUCAUCCCCCAGCUAUGUGAAGAACUGUUUGAGAAAAUCAAUGACAACAGCAAUGAAGAAAUGUCAUAUUCUGUAGAGGUGAGUUACAUGGAGAUUUAUUGUGAGAGAGUCAGAGACUUGCUGAACCCGAAGAACAAAGGGAAUUUGCGUGUGCGAGAACAUCCUUUGCUCGGACCAUAUGUGGAAGAUCUGUCCAAGCUAGCAGUCACGUCUUACACAGACAUUGCAGACCUCAUGGAUGCUGGGAACAAAGCCAGAACUGUGGCAGCUACCAACAUGAAUGAAACCAGCAGCCGCUCCCAUGCUGUGUUUACAAUUGUCUUUACUCAAAAGAAACAUGACACAGAGACUGAUCUUUCCACAGAGAAGGUCAGCAAGAUUAGCCUUGUGGAUCUAGCUGGAAGUGAGCGAGCUGAUUCAACUGGUGCCAAAGGAACCCGAUUGAAGGAAGGAGCAAAUAUAAACAAGUCUCUCACAACUCUGGGCAAAGUUAUUUCAGCUUUAGCCGAAGUGGAUAACUGCACCAGCAAGACUAAAAAAAAGAAGAAGACAGACUUUAUACCAUACAGAGAUUCUGUACUAACAUGGCUUCUUCGAGAAAAUCUAGGUGGUAACUCCAGAACUGCAAUGGUUGCUGCUUUGAGUCCAGCAGACAUAAACUACGAUGAAACUUUGAGCACUUUAAGAUAUGCUGAUCGUGCAAAACAGAUUAAAUGCAAUGCUGUUAUCAAUGAAGAUCCCAAUGCCAAGCUGGUGCGAGAGCUGAAGGAGGAGGUGACGAGGCUUAAGGAUCUCCUGCGUGCCCAAGGGCUGGGAGAUAUUAUCGACAUUGAUCCAAUGGGAGAUGAAUACUCUGGAAGUGGAGGCAAAUAUUUGAAAGAUUUUCAGAACAAUAAACAUAGAUACUUGCUAGCCUCCGAGAAUCAACGUCCUGGCAAUUUUUCCACAGCCUCCAUGGGGUCCCUCACUGCAUCUCCAUCCUCCUGCUCUCUCAGUAGUCAGGUGGGCAUAACAUCUGUGUCCAGUAUACAGGAAAGAAUCAUGUCAACACCUGGAGGAGAAGAGGCGAUUGAACGGUUGAAGGAAUCUGAGAAAAUCAUUGCAGAGCUGAAUGAAACCUGGGAAGAGAAGCUGAGGAAAACUGAAGCCAUUAGGAUGGAAAGGGAGGCAUUGUUGGCAGAAAUGGGAGUUGCCAUUCGGGAAGAUGGAGGAACACUUGGAGUCUUCUCACCUAAAAAGACUCCUCAUCUUGUAAACCUUAAUGAAGAUCCACUUAUGUCUGAAUGUCUGCUGUACUACAUCAAAGAUGGUAUUACUAGGGUUGGCCAAGCUGAUGCUGAGAGGAGGCAAGACAUCGUACUGAGUGGGGCUCAUAUCAAAGAAGAACAUUGUAUCUUCCGAAGUGAGAGGAACAACAAUGGUGAUGUUAUUGUUACUUUGGAGCCUUGUGAACUAUCAGAAACUUAUGUGAAUGGCAAAAGGGUUGUGCAGCCUGUGCAGCUGCGCUCAGGAAAUCGUAUCAUCAUGGGUAAAAAUCACGUCUUCAGAUUCAACCACCCAGAGCAAGCACGAGCAGAAAGAGAGAAAACACCAUCAGCUGAAACUCCCUCUGAGCCUGUUGACUGGACGUUUGCUCAGAGGGAGCUUCUGGAGAAGCAGGGCAUUGACAUGAAGCAGGAGAUGGAGAAAAGAUUACAAGAAAUGGAGAUUUUGUAUAAGAAGGAGAAGGAGGAAGCUGAUCUCUUGUUGGAGCAGCAGAGGCUGGACUAUGAGAGCAAGCUGCAGGCCUUGCAGAAGCAGGUAGAGACACGAUCCUUGGCAGCAGAAACAACAGAGGAGGAGGAGGAGGAGGAAGAGGAAGUGCCCUGGACGCGACAUGAGUAUGAACUUGCACAGUGGGCAUUCAGGAAGUGGAAAUUUCACCAGUUUACUUCACUGAGGGACCAACUGUGGGGGAAUGCAGUGUAUCUGAAAGAAGCCAAUGCAAUCAGUGUAGAGUUGAAGAAAAAGGUGCAGUUCCAGUUUGUCCUGCUGACAGACACCCUCUACUCACCACUGCCGCCAGAGCUUUUGCCCACUGAACUGGAGAAGACCCGAGAUAAUCGGCCUUUCCCCCGUACCGUGGUAGCUGUGGAAGUCCAGGAUCUGAAGAAUGGAGCAACACAUUACUGGUCCUUGGAAAAACUCAAACAGAGGUUGGAUCUGAUGCGUGAGAUGUACGACAGAGCUGGGGAAAUGGUGUCCAAUACACAGGAUGAGAGUGAAAGCACAAUGACGGGCAGCGACCCCUUCUACGAUCGCUUUCACUGGUUCAAGCUUGUGGGAAGCUCCCCCAUAUUCCAUGGCUGCGUCAAUGAGCGCCUUGCUGACCGCACGCCCUCCCCCACAUUCUCCACGGCUGACUCCGACAUCACUGAACUGGCUGAUGAACAGCAGGAUGAGAUGGAGGACUUUGAUGAUGAGGCCUUUGUGGAUGAUACUGGCUCCGACGUGGGAACUGAGGAGGGAUCAGACCUCUUCAAUGAUGGGCGCGACCCGUUUUACGACCGAUCCCCUUGGUUCAUUUUAGUGGGAAGGGCAUUUGUAUACCUGAGCAAUCUGCUGUACCCAGUGCCUCUUAUCCACAGAGUAGCUGUUGUUAGUGAGAAAGGAGAAGUACGAGGAUUUCUGCGAGUAGCAGUACAAGCUAUAGCAGCUGACGAAGAAGCCCCAGAUUAUGGAUCUGGUAUCCGACAGUCUGGCACAGCUAAAAUUUCAUUUGACAAUGAAUAUUUUGAUAAGAGUGAUUUUUCUUCAGUUGCAAUGACUCGUUCUGGGCUGUCACUGGAAGAGUUAAGAAUUGUGGAAGGACAAGGACAGAACUCUGAUGUUACCACUCCCCCAGAGGAGAUCAACAGAAUGAACGAGCUAGACUUGAAGUCAGCCACUUUGGAUGGAAAGAUGACUAUGGAAGGAUUCACUGAGGAAAUUGGUGAUCACUUGAAACUGGGUAGUGUGUUCACCUUCCGUGUGACAGUGCUGCAGGCCAGUGGCAUCCUUCCUGAAUAUGCAGAUAUUUUCUGCCAGUUCAACUUUUUGCAUCGUCAUGAUGAGGCUUUCUCAACAGAACCUCUCAAAAACAAUGGUCGUGGGACUCCCCUUGGGUUUUACCAUGUGCAGAAUAUUGCUGUGGAAGUGACGGAAUCAUUUGUGGAGUACAUCAAAACAAAGCCUAUUGUGUUUGAAGUCUUUGGCCAUUAUCAGCAGCAUCCUCUCCACCUGCAAGGACAGGAUCUCAACAGCCCUCCACAGCCUUCCCGAAGAUUCUUCCCUCCCCCUAUGCCACUGUCAAAGCCAGUGCCAGCUACAAAGCUAAAUACUAUGAGCAAACCCAGCUUGGGCCAGAGUGUGAGCAAAUAUGACCUCCUGGUCUGGUUUGAGAUCAGCGAGUUGGAGCCGACAGGAGAGUAUAUUCCUGCUAUUGUGGACCACACUGGAGGCCUGCCCUGUCAGGGGACGUUCCUGCUUCACCAGGGAAUCCAGCGCAGAAUCACCGUCACCAUUAUCCACGAGAAGGGCAGCGAGCUGCACUGGAAAGACGUGCGAGAGCUGGUUGUUGGGCGUAUAAGAAAUAAAGCAGAGGUAGAUGAAGCUGCUGUGGAUGCCAUUCUUUCUUUGAAUAUUAUCUCUGCAAAAUACCUGAAGUCUUCUCACAGCUCCAAUAGAACUUUCUAUCGGUUUGAAGCAGUCUGGGACAGCUCCUUGCACAACUCCCUUCUCCUCAAUAGAGUGACACCAUAUGGAGAGAAGAUCUACAUGACUCUUUCUGCUUACCUGGAGCUUGACCACUGCAUCCAGCCUGCUGUUAUAACGAAGGAUGUUUGUAUGGUCUUCUACUCACGAGAUGCCAAGAUCUCCCCGCCACGGUCACUGCGCAACCUCUUCGGCAGUGGCUACUCCAAAUCUCCUGAUUCCAAUCGAGUAACUGGCAUCUAUGAACUGAGUUUAUGCAAAAUGGCAGACACAGGAAGCCCAGGAAUGCAGAGGAGGAGGAGGAAAGUCCUAGAUACAUCUGUGGCAUAUGUGCGAGGAGAAGAGAACCUGGCAGGUUGGAGACCCAGGGGUGACAGCCUCAUUCUAGAGCAUCAGUGGGAACUGGAGAAACUGGAGCUGCUGCAUGAGGUGGAAAAAACUAGGCAUUUCCUCCUGCUCCGUGAAAAGCUUGGUGACAGCAUCCCCAAGUCCCUGAGUGACUCAUUGUCUCCCAGUCUGAGCAGUGGAACCCUCAGUACCUCCACCAGCAUUUCCUCACAGAUGUCAACUACAACGUUUGAGAGUGCUGUGACACCCAGUGAGAGCAGUGGCUAUGACUCGGCAGAUAUAGAGAGCCUGGUGGAUCGGGAGAAAGAGCUGGCCACCAAGUGUCUGCAGCUUCUUACUCACACCUUCAAUCGGGAGUUUAACCAGGUGUACAACAGCAUCAGUGACUGUAAGCUGUCAGAUAUUUCUCCCAUCGGGCGGGACCCGUCAGUGUCGAGUUUCAGCAGUGCCACCCUCACACCUUCAUCUACCUGCCCUUCCCUGGUGGAUUCAAGGUGCAAUUCAAUCGACCAGAAGACACCAGAAGCGAAUUCUCGUGCCUCCAGUCCCUGCCAUGAGGUUGAGCAGUUCCAGAUAAUUCCUGCAGUAGAAUCUUCCUAUCUUGCCCGAGCUGGAAAGAAUGAAUUCCUAAAUCUUGUUCCUGACAUUGAGGAAAUCAGACCAGGCUCUGUGGUCUCAAAGAAAGGAUACCUCCACUUCAAGGAGCCACUCUCCACCUCCUGGGCCAAGCACUUUGUGGUGGUUCGCCGGCCCUAUGUUUUUAUUUACAACAGUGACAAAGAUCCUGUAGAAAGAGGAAUCAUAAACUUAUCCACAGCUCAGGUGGAGUACAGUGAGGAUCAGCAGGCAAUGGUGAAGACACCCAACACGUUCGGUGUGUGCACCAAGCAUCGCGGGGUGCUGCUGCAGGCCAUCAACGACAAGGACAUGAACGAUUGGUUAUAUGCCUUCAACCCACUCCUUGCUGGCACCAUACGGUCAAAACUGGCUCGAAGACGCACGGGUCAGCUGAAGUACUGAGUCCAUGUAACGUUCUCAUCUGUUCUCCCUAACUCACUUCUAGUAGAUAAAGUGUUCCCUCUCAUUUUCUCUUUGUGAUUCUUGACAGUUUCUCUCGUAUGUAAUCCUGUGGCUUAACAUCCCCCUACCUUCCCAGCUCCUCCAGCACAUUUUCUAGGUAUUCUAACCCUACUUUGUUUCUUUUCACUUGUACUGAGACUCAUACUAGUAGCAUGUGGCCAAGAAAAAAAAAGAGAAAGAAAAAAAAAAGAAAAAAAAGUGAUAUGCACGACUCUAAAAAGGAAAAAAAAUGUAUUUAUUUUUUCUUAUAACAACUGUACUCCCUCUCCUACUGACCUUUUGGUGUCUGUCCCACUGUCCUUUGUUGUCUGUCUGGACUGCUGCAGGUUUUUCAUUCAGUUUGUGACUUGGCAGUAGUCAUUGCUUCCCUCAGGGCAAAGUUCUAGUGCCAGGGCAAGUUAAGUUCUUCUGUGUAGGCAUUACUCAGCCAGGAACUGCAAUAGCUCCUCAGGCUUUCUGGAUCCAGCCUCCAAUUUAAACUCUGUUGAAAGUUGAUAUUGGGCAAAUCUAUCUGGGCAGACUGGAUUUUAGACUUGGUGCAAGGUUUUGAUUUUCCAGGGUCCACCAGGCUAAAGUAUGAGCUGAAAAAAGGCUAGACAGAACAAUCUGUCUUGAGACGCUUGCUGUGGGAUUGCAGGUGAACAGUGCUUGGCUUUAAACCUUUCCCAGAAUGUUAACACUCACUCCUCUGCCUCAGAACUGAGCUGAGGAGACAACUUGUGCUGAUGUGAGGAGGAAUGAACCACAUCUCUGAAAUCCUAGGUAUAGUCCCUAAAGUUUUAGAUGCCCAGCUUCAUACUUGACAGGUUUUGAGCCGAGAGGACAGGGUUGGUUGUUUCCUGGAGCGCUUUCAGGAGAUGACCACAAGAGGGCAGUGUCUCCUCGUGCUGCUCUUAGUCCUGACCUCGAGUUCUCUCCUCCCUUGCAAGAGAUUUGGGGUUGUGGUUGGUAGCUGAGGGCAGGCUGCUCUCUGGCAUCGCUCUGGAAGGCGUGCUGUGUGCGCGCACCCCUUACCUGUGAUACUCAGAUCCCAUCUGUUCACGGGGAAAGCAUCGUCUGGCUACAAUACACUUCUUAGAUCUGGCAACUUGCAGUGUCCUCCAGGGAACAGCAGGAUGCUUUCACUUCCUUUUGGAAUAACUGCUGAAUGUCUUCAAGUUUCCCUGCUACCGUUUUCAGCAGCCAGAAUCCCUAGUUAUAACUUCACAGUUAAUCCUUCCUGGAGGACAGAUCGAGUGGGCUGUGGUCCUGGCCAGUGAAGUGUAAUGAGUGGAGAUCACCUGGGUAGUAAUUCUUGACCUACAAUGUAAGUUCAGCGUUUCAGCCUGAUGUGCUGUUCUUGACUUACCAUGGGCACCAAUAGGGCUUGCUGUGAUCCUGGGCAAUGCACAGGAAUUUCAUCCUGAGGUUCUGGCCUCUCAAAGGAGAGGUAGAAGGUUUUGGUCCACUAUUACAGUAAGCAUAUCUAGGUACACUCCAGCUCAAGGUCAUUUUGAUUCGGCUCCCCCAUCGGCAGGUCAUGCCAUACACUGGAAGUUCUGUGGCCAGAAGUGUACAUGGGAGUGGCAUCAGCUUCAUGGGGUUUUCAUUCUUCAGGGAAGUGCAGUGCAUAGGAGACCCCCUGAAAGCAUAGGUGGCAGAGGAGCAGGAAGGUAGAGUCUGAUGCUUGCUGGGACAUAUCUUUACAUGUUUUGAGCAAGUGCUAAAGCUACAUCAUGUGCUUGUGCUGUCUGUUGUGGUCCUCAGAUUUAUUUCAGAACUGGACGCCAGAGUGAGGGAGCAUCCUGGGGACCCAGGAGCAUAAUGGGAAUGGGGUUUUUUUUGUCCUUUUCUUCUGGUUUUGUCGUGUUUAAUUGUAUGUGUCUCUUAACACAGUGACGCUGUUUCUUUGUUAUGCAAUGGAUGCUAAUGCCCUUCCAGUGUGUGGAUAGGUAAGGCUGCCGGGGCUGCAGAGAGCUCCCCGAGCUGAGCUAAGCUGAUCUCAAGAAUUAGGUUAGUUGUAAGCACUAAGUUGUUGCUGACAUCACCACCACUUAGGAGGAUGGAACCGGUUUGAGGAGGGCAGUGACUUAGGUAGUGAUAUUUUGGGACACACUGAGAGCAUUUCAUUUUUUUUUUCUAAAUAGAAGAAAAUUAGUUUGCCAAGUCUUUGCUUUGGAUAAGCCAGAAAACGAGCUGAGAGGUGUAGACAUUGCAUAGAGACAUGGCUAAAGCAUCUUCCUUCAAAAGCAGGAAGAGGCAGAUGCUUGUUUUAUACAGAGCUGCAAAUGUCACAGCCGUGUUGCAUAAAUGUAACUCUUCAGUCUAAAGACUCCUGUUGAUUUGAUGUCUGUGUAGCUAACAUCAUCAGAAGAGCAAAAUGCUGGUGUUAAGCAUCAGUAUCUCUUCAAGCUUCAUAAUCUGUGACGAAAUAGGUCCUCAUUGUAUGGAGUUCAAAUGGGCAUUGCUAUUUUCAGGCUGUCACCAGUUACUGAAGCCUACUUUGAGACAUCAGUUUCCCUACUUAAAACUGGACUGGAAUCAAUUCGAGUUUUCUCUAAAAGAAUAAAAACCAAACCACCAAACAAAAACAACCAACCAAACAAAAACAAACCCAAACCCUACCAAACAAAUGUCCCAAACUGGAUUCCAUACACAUUAGAGCUGGUUUGAUCUAGCCCAACAUGCUACAAAGAAGAAGGGAUGAACAUGCUAAGCUGCCUUCUCUGGACAUGACAGCCCCGCUGCUGGUUACCUGCUGCGUGCAGAUGAAGUCCUGGAGUCAGCCAGCUCCUGGGCCUCAGCCGCUGCAGACCAGGCAUCAUGCUGUGGGCCAGCCAACCCACUGAGCAGAGCCCUGGGACUAAACCUGACAGGUGGUGCUUGGAGGGAAUGGGGUGAAACUCCUCUAGUUUGGGGGUUUUGUGCUCCUUGCUAAAACACGGGAGAAAAUCAUCUUCUUUUUUUGUCCAGUGAAGCCAAAUUGUUGCUGUUGUUGGAGCUUUCUGGCUAUUUUGAAACUAAACCAAACCUCCUCUACUCUGUUUUGGAGCUGCACUUUAAGUACCUUUUAAAAAGAAGAUUCCUACAUUUUGGAUGCAAAAGGGAAGGGCUAUGUUCUUUCCAAACCACUGAGGAAAGGUUUGGGUUUGUUGGUCAGAGUCUAAUAGUCCUUACUACUGAUGAGCAAGGUAUUUCAAAGCAAAGACUUCACUUUUUGCUGCUUGUUCUCUAAUUUACAGGGAUUUAAUUUCAUGUAAUGUAUUGUAUAUUUAUACAUCUGUAAUUAAUUGCACAUUAGCUAAGCAAGAGGAUUAGCUUUGGAGUAACACUCACUGGUACUAUACAAUAAACUAACCCUGCCUCUGCAUACACAUCUGUCUGGUACUCUUGCACAGCCUUAGUUUGUGUUUAGACUCUGGGGGAGUUUCUGUUGAAGAUGCAGCUCUGAACCUGCUGCUUGGAGGAAAGAAACCGAUGCUGCUCUGGAAGGGUUUGCUGAAUGUAGUUCAACAAGGGGCUCCAAGGCGUGCACUGCAUCUCUCCAUUGUGGUGAAUAACCCCAACGUGUGGUCUGAACUGUACUGUAUGUAGCAGGAAUGUAUUCAUUUUGUGCUUCCUUGUUUAGAAACAUCAGCUCUUCAAGAACAGGAUUGGCUCUCUUUUGUUCAGAAGGCCAUUUAUGCACUCAAAGUAUUUGAAAUCAAAACCAGUCCAACACUAACCAGGUGGUUGUGUCCAAUGUUAUUGGAACAGGUUUUAAAUCCACAGGAUCAGCUGUGUUUUCAGAAAACUGAGGGUAUGGAGGUCCUAAGUCUUCAGUUCUUGGUGUUGCUAAGUUGUUGACCUGAUCCUGAGCAGUACUCAACUACCCCUUGCUUGCUUUGAACCUGUGGACUAGAAGCAGAGGGGCUCUUGAAUGAUCAGCACUUGCCAGGAUCAGGUCAUAAUUUUCCAGUCUGCUUGUUCAUUCUUCGUGUGCAGUUGACGAAGGCUCUUUGAUGUGGCCGGCAGACCUGCUGCUGCACUGAAACACACACUUUGGGUUCUCAUUUUGGUCCCCAUUUCCCUGUUGAAUCUCUGUACACAAGGUAUAUGCUGUAUAAGUGGCCUUCUUGAACAAAUCUCUUUGCAAACUGAUUUCAUCCCGGCGAAGGAGUGUAUCAGCAACACUGUACAUUAAUUUCAGAUUCCAUUUUCUUAUUUUAUUUUGUAAAUAUAUCUGAUAUUUGGAGCUUGAGUAUACAAAAUGUAAAUAUAGUUCAUGUAUUUGUACUAAUUCUGAUCCAUUUGCUGUAUAGCCUUAGGUGUGCAAUGCAGAUAUCUAACUGUGUAUGGUAACCUUGCACCACUGAACUGUUAGUGAACGAGGUGAAACAAUAAAGGUACAACCAGUGCAUUAGCA